Molecule: messenger RNA, 4449 nt
Organism: Nasonia vitripennis (jewel wasp)
Lineage: Eukaryota; Metazoa; Arthropoda; Insecta; Hymenoptera; Pteromalidae
Exons: 4
Coding region: 79-1755 (558 amino acids)
Cellular component (GO): nucleus
Molecular function (GO): mRNA binding
Source: RefSeq, a predicted model, not a curated record
AUCAUUGAACAGUUGGCUUAUUGUUGUGCGGAAGAAUUGUAAUAACACGUGGAAAAUAUUCGUUUGUAGAGCCAGAGCAUGACGACCGGGUGUCAGUACGUUGAUAGCGACAACGAGGACGACGUGCGACCCGAGAGUGCGGAAAGGAGAGCGGACGAUAACAUGAAGCGGAAGAUACCCAAGCUGUUCAGGAGGAGCUUCUACAAGGAUAAGAAGUCAGAUUUAUUCUGCAAGAAAGCAAAGAAACCACUGUCCAAGAACAGCUCAUUAGAAAAUUCAUUACUUGAUCUUGAUGCACAAGUCAAAAUCAACCAGAACAUUCUUGAUCUUCAAGAACGAACCGGCUUGGCAAUGGUUCAGAAGAAUGGUCAGAGAAAACUUGGCCCACCUCGUGAUUGGACGGGACCUCCACCAGCACCAGGCUGCGAAGUAUUCGUUGGCAGGAUACCUCGGAAUAUCUAUGAGGAUGUCAUUUACCCAAUCUUCAAUCAAGCUGGAGAAAUAUAUGAAAUGCGGUUGAUGAUGAACUUUUCUGGCACGAAUCGAGGUUUCUGCUUCAUCAUGUAUGCAAAACCUGAAUAUGCUCAGAAAGCAAUUGACUUAUUGAACAACUAUGAAAUUCGUCCUGGUUGGUGCAUUGGAGUUGUUGCAAGUGUCAACAAUUGCAGGUUGCACGUUACUGAUUUGCCAUUACACAUAGAUGCACAAAAAUUAAUCCAGAAAAUUUGGCCUAUUUGCGAGGACAUUGACAAAGUCUCUGUUUAUACCAAUACAUUGAACCCCAAGGUAAAACAUGCCUUAAUCUCGUUUAAAACACAUCGAAGUGCAGCAAUGGCAAGGAGACGACUUGUGCCAGAACAGAGCACCUUCUUUGACAAGUCAGAUGUUCGAAUUGAGUGGGCACACCCUAAAAUGCUGAUUUCAGAUGUGAUUGAAGAAUGCGGUUAUUGUGAUGAAGAUGGAAAAAUCACAAUAACGACAAAACAAAUUCAAACAGAAAAGAAAAAUCUGAACAUAAAGAAGCGGCCAUCUCAAAACUUCAAGACUUCUACUCCACAAGCAGCCAAGAAUGUGCAAGCAGUAAAUCAUGCUUCUACAGUCAUUUCUCAGAAAGAUUUUACUAAUAGAUUCAUUUACAACAAAAUUCAAUCAUGUGAUAAAAAUCAAAGAUUAUGCAAAGUAGAACUUUGUAACAAAAGUUAUUAUGUUGGGCAACCAAUCGACUAUAAUGUACAGCGAUUUGACAUGAAUCAAAAUAUCUGCAGACAAGACAAUGGCAGUUUUGAUGAUAGUUCGAUUAAGGGUUUUGAUCAGUUAAAGUAUUCUAUCAGAUCAGAUGAAUCUUUAUCAGAUUUUUCUAGAAGCUCUGAUACUGAUGAUAGUAAAUACUCGUAUUGCUCUAUUAAUACUAGUACCCCUCAACACAAAACUAUGCCACCAUUUUUAAAUCCAUCAAAUUGUUCCGUUGUACGAAUUCCAUGGGGAUAUUAUCCUGUGAGUCAGGCACCAAACAUUUACCAUGGUAAUUUUAACUUUCACACUGUUCUAUUCCCUUGGCAUUUAAUGAAAGUGGCUAGUUCAAAUUCUUGUAGUAUACCUGUAAAUGUAACAUCGGUACCAAACCAUGAGGUUACAAAUUUUGCCGUACCUCAUUAUGAUCUCAAUAAUGUAAAAAAAGUUGAUCAUUUUAGAUCAUGUCAGGCAGUUAACAAGAAUGCAAGGCCAAUUCUCAACCGUAGAACUUUGUUUCAUUAAUAUGAAGCCUAGUAAUCUAAUUACUAGUAAUCUUUUAUGUGCCAUGCAAGAAAGAUUUUUUUUCUUUUUUUUCUAAACUCUAAUCCGAGUUUUCUACAUUUAUGCAAGUUUUAGCUUGCAGUAAUAACGAUUAUGUUUAUUUCAAUUUUUUUCACGAGAAAAAAAACAAUCAUGGCCGGUGCUUGUUGGAUAUUUUUUAAAGUAGAUUUAAGUUAAGACAUAAAAUGGAUCAUUCGCACGUUAAUUUUUUAUGAGACUUUAUAGAUAUAAAAUAAUACGAAUUAAGACUUUUUGGGAAUGAAUCAAACUAUACUCGAGAUUGGAAAAAAGUAGUGUUGUAUAGAUUUUUACUUUUAUCGUGAUAGAAUGAUUUUCUUAAUAAUACCGUUUAUAUCAUCAAGAUUUAUAGAUUAUCUUUAUUUCGUAAGGUGUAUAAAAAACUUAAUUAUUUUAAUCAUCUGAGUCUGAGUAUGUCUGAGUAAAAUGAAUGAAAAUGUCUCCGUAACUUUUAUCUCUGCAUGAAAAUGUGCCAUGGCGUAACGUAAAAAAUAUCUUAAUCUUUGUCUUAUUCCAUCUUUUUCACUGUUUGCAUGUUAAUUCGUGUUAAUUCGUAUUACACAUAUUUUAUAUUUACCAAAAAAUUAUUCCGAUUAUAAAGUUCACACAUAUACAUCACUUCGUACCAUAACCAUGUUCUGUAUGUAUUGCGUUUUUUGUGUUAAUAAAUUUGUUUAAAUGUUUUGUAAUUGAAGUUUCUUAUUGAAAAAUGUGCAAUCUGUUUUUAACAACGCUGUAACUAAUCUAAUGUAACUCGAUAUAAAUUUGUAAAAUUAUGACAUUAUCACAGCGAUUUGCAAAUGAGAUUGCACUUUCGUAUUAUUUAUGUCACAUUGCAAGCCACUAUUAUCAGAAAAAACUGUAUCAACUGCUACCGAUGUUCUUUACUAAGCGUAAACCUCACAUAAAGUACAUGUACAGCGAAGCGCACCACUACAAAUCUCACUAAAGAUAAUCGUGGGAAGCCGAAUAUUGGGCAACUCUCGGCAAGGGGGACAAACAAAGGCUUAAUCGGCUAGGAACAAGAUCGAACAAUACGUCAAGGAGAGAAAAAUUCCGACAAGAGCUGUACGGAUGUAGAAGGAGGACACGGUCACCUUGGCCAUUAGCUUCCGGUGCACAAAGUGUAUGCUUGCUAUUACGGGGCAGGGCUUACUAGGACCUUCGUCUGCGACUACAAGAGCGAAGUUGUAUUUUUUCUGUUGCAAUAAGAAUUGCAAAUUGUAUUGAUUGUGGAACGAACAAAUGAUGGCACUUUUAUCAGUUAUUCAAAGCAAAAUUAUCGAAUUAAUUUUGUCGAUAAAGAAUGCGUAAUAAGAUUUUAUAACUGGUUCUCGCUUACAGAACGCACGUAAUAGCGAGCAAUUGAAAGAGUCAUUGUCAGUGAACGCUUUUAAUUAGCAUUAAAUUUUACAAUAUCGUUCAGUUGUAAGUCAUUCAAUUGUUAAAUUAGUUUUUGCGUAACGCCGUUUGAACAAAACAUUCCGUACAGAAAUAGACCGUUUAAUCAAUCCAGAUUCAAUAGCCGUACAAAAAAAUUAACAAAACGUCCAGUAGAAAGAGAAGCGCGCAAGUUGUAGAAAGUAUUACUGCAAGCGUCAGCCUCCAGAUUCCUGUUAUGCCAUUUUUUCUCGACGCGAUGAGGAUAUCACCAGUUGCCAUUAAGAAAAACAAAGUCCCCAACACUCCGAACAAGAACAUCUAGUAAGAGAAAUAUCAAGAAUGUGAUAAGAAACGAUAAGACACAUUAAUUUUCCAUCGUAAACCUAAACUAACUCAUUGCUCACGUAGAUUUUACUAACCGGUGUAUCUGGAAUCGGAUCGCUACCGCAUUGGCUCACAAUGUCUACCAGCGUGAUUAGUAGAAAAGUAGCGAAUAAAGCCCAAAUCGCGGCGGCCUCGGUCUGUCCGUAUGGCGAGUCCUUGGAAACGGUGUGGCACGUCAGCGCGAAGAGCAAAGUUACCAAAAUCUUGCUUGUGAUGAUGAUAAUGAAAGUUGCAUUAUAAUUGGAUUUAAAAUUCAAAUGUAAUCAACGAAUUCUUGUAACAUGAGAAAUUACAAACUGGAAUAUUCUUAUGGGUUUGACUAUUGGUACGGUGCUUCUGUCAUAGCAGGUUUGAAUAGGUGCGGCGUAAAUUGGUCCGAUCAUUUUUCACUAAUGUACAAUUUUUGCAACUAAAUAUUUGUCUAGGUUAGCUGAUGUCAAUCGCUUGACGUACGCUGCAAAAGUACACGAUGAAACGUAAAGCGUUAUAAAAUUUGAUUAAAUCUCAAAAGAAAUCGAAGACAAUAAGUUUAUUGAAAACUUUGUAUAAAUAUAUAAUAUAUGUAUAUUUUUUCAUCGUAAAAUUAUAACUCUUAUUGGUACAUAUAUAAAGGGUAUUUUGGAGAUUUUUCAUCUCGUUCGAUUGUUCAACUGUAUUCGCAUAUGGUAUAUAACUUAUUCAUGCGCUUAAUAAAGUGGAUAUGCAAUAACGGUGUAAGGUACUGCAAUAUAGACAGAAUUUUUUUACACAACUUCAAUUUGUAGCGUAAAUUGUACCUUUACAGAUGUAUAUAUAAUAAUCUAUAUAAUAUAAUAUAAUUUGUCUCGCAUAUAACACACAAAAAAACGUUACAACUUAAAAAAAUAAAAA